GUUAUUUUUAUUCUGGUCUUUCAGGGAUCCGACCAUUAAAAAGUGGGGGUGUCAGUCUGUCAGAGGUCGGACUCCGGAGGCGAAACCCGUAACUCGAAUGCGUGCUUGAGCCUUGAUGGCUUGAGGAUAUGCCUCGGCACAGAAGAUGGCCGCCACCUGCUAUAGCCACAACUACUUUCUGCGGCUGGUUCUAUCUUGCCGGAAAAUCACAGCCCAGGUCACUAAUACUUCGACAUCAUCCAUCAUAGCCAUGGCUUCAUCUUCCGAGCAAGAAUUCGUUGCCCAUUACCGUGCCAAACUCAAUCGCUUUCCCAGAUCCCAUCACUUUUGGGACGCCAAGAUCGCCUCUCGGGUCGGCGAGAAGCUAGGGUUCCGCCUCAAAGAAAUUGGGGUCAACGCGGUGGAAAUUGACGUUCUUGAAGAGCAAUCCCGGCCGGUUCAUUAUCGAAUGAUGGUCUUACCGCUGUUCGACUCCGUCAAACGUGCCGGUGUGGAGGUUGCCGGAGUCGACAGAUUGCCUGGUGGCUUACGACCAUGAGUAAGUUUUUUUUUUUUGGGUAAAAAUUUGGGGCGUUGUUUUUGGGAUUUCAACUAGAUAGCGUCGCUGUAGAAACUAAAAGUGGUGAGGUUAUUUUUCGUUUCAAAAUUUUAAGAGUAGGAUAUUCAAAAUAAUUUGGAAAUUAAUUGUGAAAGAUUAGAUAGCAACACUUUUCGUUUGGAUGUUUCGUUCAACAAUUCGGAAAUUUCAAAUAACAAAAGGGGGGAGGGGAGCGGUUGGAUGAUUUGUUUUAAAAGCACAUGAUCAUAGUCUUGGACCAAUUAUUCACAUUGAACACAGAAAGUUGUGGGAGUGUGCAGAGAGUCUAUCGGAAUCUUUAAGGCUCUGACAGCUGCAGGAAAGAGUUACCUUGCUGAGGCAUUAGAGAUAAGUGAUCAGUCAGAAAGUGUUUUUAUCUCAAACUACUGCUAGUUUCAUAUGAUUUCAUUUUGUAUUAGAUAAACAUCUGGGUCAAGCUUCGUUCUUUUCUUACCA
Messenger RNA from Neltuma alba, 1033 nucleotides. RefSeq lists its product as uncharacterized. Gene Ontology annotation, molecular function: 5S rRNA binding; structural constituent of ribosome. Gene Ontology annotation, biological process: translation. The record is from RefSeq and is a predicted model, not a curated record. Bases 146 to 538 code for a protein of 130 amino acids. NCBI's taxonomy places the organism in Eukaryota, Viridiplantae, Streptophyta, Magnoliopsida, Fabales, Fabaceae. Gene Ontology annotation, cellular component: ribosome. The transcript has a single exon.